Messenger RNA from Colius striatus (speckled mousebird), 1154 nucleotides. RefSeq names its product NFKB activating protein (gene NKAP). The transcript has 9 exons. The coding region runs from base 1 to 1071 and encodes 356 amino acids. The record is from RefSeq and is a predicted model, not a curated record. Lineage: Eukaryota; Metazoa; Chordata; Aves; Coliiformes; Coliidae. Gene Ontology annotation, cellular component: nucleus. Gene Ontology annotation, biological process: regulation of gene expression. Gene Ontology annotation, molecular function: chromatin binding.
AUGGCGCCGGCGUCGCGCUCCCGCAGCCCGCCGGCUGCCGGCCCCCAGCGCCGCGGCCGCCGCUCCCGCUCCCGCGAACGCAACGGCCUCAAGCGGCCGAGCCACCGGCGCAGCCGCAGCCGGUCCCGCGAGCGCACCCCCGGCGGGCCGCGCUCCGCCGCGCACCACGGCCACCACCACGGCAAGGCCUGGCCCGAGUACUACGAGAAGGAGAAGGAGGAGAUCCUGCGGCAGAGGAGACUUAACGAGAGGGAGAGGAUUGGAGAACUGGGGGCACCUGAAGUCUGGGGACUGUCGCCAAAGGUUCCCGAUCCCGAUUCUGAUGAGCAUACACCGGUAGAAGACGAAGAGGCAAAAUCCAAGAGUAGUUCUUCAGAUUCCAGCUCAGAAGAGGAGAAAAAGAAAAAGAAGAAAAGGAAGAAGAAAAAGCGAAAGGCAUCGAAAAGAAAGCGCAGAAAACAUUCUGAGGACAGUGACAGCGAGUCAGAUUCUGAGCAGAGCUCCAGUGAUGAAGAUAGAAAGAAAAGCAAGAAGAAGAAAAAGAAGACCAGGAAGAAGAAGUAUAAGAAGAAGAAAACUAAGAAGAGCAGGAAGGAAUCCAGUGAUUCAAGCAGUGAAGAUUCUGAUGAUGAAAGAUUUCAAGGGGAAGAUCUCUGGAUCGAGAGAUCAAAAAAUACAGAAGCUGAUAGCUUGAUUGGACCAGAAGCUCCCAAAACACAUGCAUCUCAGGAUGACAGGCCUCUGAACUAUGGACACGCUCUCCUGCCCGGCGAAGGUGCAGCCAUGGCAGAGUACGUCAAAGCAGGAAAACGCAUCCCCCGGAGAGGUGAAAUCGGGUUGACCAGCGAAGAGAUCGCGUCGUUUGAGAGCUCUGGUUAUGUCAUGAGUGGCAGCAGGCACCGCCGGAUGGAAGCCGUGCGGCUGCGCAAGGAGAACCAGAUCUACAGCGCGGAUGAAAAGCGAGCUCUGGCCUCCUUCAACCAGGAGGAGAGGAGGAAGAGAGAGAACAAGAUCCUUGCAAGCUUUCGGGAGAUGGUCUACAGAAAGACUAAGGGCAAAGAGGAAAAAUAAUGUGGUGUUUGAACUGUACAGCACAGACUGUGGCAAGCAGCAGCUGACCUGGCCCAGUCGUGAUUUGGAGAACGCUGCAAGUG